Messenger RNA from Acanthosepion pharaonis, 642 nucleotides. The record is from the annotation of a GenBank genome assembly. NCBI's taxonomy places the organism in Eukaryota, Metazoa, Mollusca, Cephalopoda, Sepiida, Sepiidae.
AUGUCAUUUUCGAAGGAUCGGGUGAUUCUUAAUUUGUGGAGAACUGAUAAAAACGUGUGCUUUCAUCAAUACUACUAUUUUCCUUCUCGUCUUCAUAUUACACCUCCUCCUCUUUUCUACUCUCCCCGUCGCUGUUAUUCCCUUCUUUACCUUCUUCCUCUUACUACUAAUUCAAUAUAUUCUCUUUCUUCUCCUGCUAACCUCCUUCUCAUCUUCAUACUGCAUCUCCUUCUCUUUUCUACUCUCCUCGUCGUUUUUAUUCCUCUCUUCAUCUUCCGCCUCUUACUACUACUUCAAUAUAAUCUCUUUCUCCUCCUCCUUCUCAUCCUCAUACUAAACCUCCUUCACUUGUCCAUCCUCCUCUUUUUAUUACUCUCUUCAGCUUCCACCUCUUACUACUACUUCAAUAUAAUCUCUUUGUCCUCCUACUUCUAUCCUCCUUCUCAUCCUCAUACUAAACCUCCUUCACUUGUCCGUCCUCCUCGUCGCUGUUACUUUUCCCUGCAGCUUCCUCCUCUUACUACUACUUCAAUAUAUUCUCUUUUUUCCUCCUACUUCUAUCUCCUUCUCGUCUUCAUACUACACUUCCUACUACUGCUCCUCCUACUUUAUUCUCAUUCUCAGUUCCCAUCAACAGUAUAG